CCUCCCUCUCUCUCCCUCCCUGCGAGCCGCCGUUCACUUACCGCCUCCCUUCCUUCUUGCUCCCUCCGCCACCCGAGCACCAGCCGCGCUCUGAGCUGCCCCUGGGGUCCCUCCCCCGCCGUCAGAGAAGCAGCUGCCGCCGCCCGCCAGCAGCAAAUUAGGAGGCAGGAAGGAAGGAAAGGAGGAAGGAGGCGAGCUGGAGCGACUACUAAGAGGGAGCCGGUGAAUGGGCUUGUGGUGACCCCCGCCCCCCACCCCACCCUCCCUUCCCACCCGACCCCCCAACCCCCAUCCCCAGUUAGAACCGCCGCCCGAGAGGCCGGACCGUCGUCUUAAGGAGGAGUCUCCGCCACCACCUCCGCCAUGGAGCUGAUCACCAUCCUCGAGAAGACCGUGUCUCCCGAUCGGCUGGAACUGGAAGCGGCGCAGAAGUUCCUGGAGCGUGCAGCCGUGGAGAACCUGCCCACUUUCCUUGUGGAACUGUCCAGAGUGCUGGCAAAUCCAGGAAACAGUCAGGUUGCCAGAGUUGCAGCUGGCCUACAAAUCAAGAACUCUUUAACAUCUAAAGAUCCAGAUAUCAAGGCUCAGUAUCAACAGAGGUGGCUUGCUAUUGAUGCUAAUGCUCGACGGGAAGUCAAGAAUUAUGUUUUGCAGACUUUGGGCACAGAAACUUACCGGCCUAGUUCUGCCUCACAGUGUGUGGCUGGUAUUGCUUGUGCAGAGAUCCCAGUGAACCAGUGGCCGGAACUCAUUCCUCAGCUGGUGGCCAAUGUCACAAACCCCAACAGCACAGAGCACAUGAAAGAGUCAACAUUGGAGGCUAUUGGUUACAUUUGCCAAGAUAUAGACCCAGAGCAGCUACAGGAUAAAUCCAAUGAGAUUCUGACUGCCAUAAUCCAGGGGAUGAGGAAAGAAGAGCCUAGUAACAAUGUGAAGCUGGCGGCUACUAAUGCACUCCUGAACUCACUGGAGUUCACCAAAGCAAACUUUGACAAAGAGUCCGAAAGGCACUUUAUUAUGCAGGUGGUCUGUGAAGCCACACAGUGUCCAGAUACAAGGGUACGAGUGGCUGCCUUACAGAAUCUGGUGAAGAUAAUGUCCUUGUAUUAUCAGUACAUGGAGACAUAUAUGGGUCCUGCUCUUUUUGCAAUCACAAUUGAAGCAAUGAAAAGUGACAUUGAUGAGGUGGCCCUGCAGGGGAUAGAAUUCUGGUCCAAUGUCUGUGAUGAGGAAAUGGAUUUGGCCAUUGAGGCUUCAGAGGCAGCAGAACAAGGACGGCCCCCUGAGCACACCAGCAAGUUUUAUGCCAAGGGAGCACUGCAAUACCUGGUUCCAAUCCUCACACAGACACUAACUAAACAGGAUGAAAAUGAUGAUGAUGAUGACUGGAACCCCUGCAAAGCAGCAGGGGUAUGCCUCAUGCUUCUGGCCACCUGCUGUGAAGAUGACAUUGUCCCACACGUCCUCCCCUUCAUUAAAGAACACAUCAAGAACCCUGAUUGGCGGUACCGGGAUGCGGCUGUGCUGGCUUUCGGCUCUAUCUUGGAAGGACCAGAGCCCAAUCAGCUCAAACCACUAGUUAUACAGGCUAUGCCCACCUUAGUAGAAUUAAUGAAAGACCCCAGUGUAGUUGUUCGAGAUACAACUGCGUGGACUGUGGGCAGAAUCUGUGAACUGCUCCCUGAAGCUGCCAUCAAUGAUGUCUACUUGACUCCCCUGCUGCAGUGUCUGAUUGAGGGCCUCAGUGCUGAACCCAGAGUGGCUUCAAAUGUGUGCUGGGCUUUCUCCAGUCUGGCUGAAGCUGCUUACGAAGCUGCAGACGUAGCUGAUGAUCAGGAAGAACCAGCUACCUAUUGCUUAUCAUCUUCUUUUGAACUCAUAGUUCAGAAGCUCCUGGAGACCACAGACAGACCUGAUGGACACCAGAACAACCUGAGGAGUUCUGCAUAUGAAUCUCUAAUGGAAAUUGUGAAAAACAGUGCCAAGGAUUGUUAUCCUGCAGUUCAGAAAACGACUCUGGUCAUCAUGGAACGACUGCAGCAGGUGCUGCAGAUGGAGUCUCACAUCCAGAGCACAUCAGAUAGGAUCCAGUUCAACGACCUUCAGUCUUUACUUUGCGCAACUCUUCAGAAUGUUCUCCGGAAAGUGCAACAUCAAGAUGCUUUGCAGAUUUCUGAUGUGGUCAUGGCCUCCCUGUUAAGGAUGUUCCAAAGCACAGCUGGGUCUGGAGGAGUGCAAGAGGAUGCCCUCAUGGCAGUUAGCACACUGGUGGAAGUGUUGGGUGGUGAAUUCCUAAAGUAUAUGGAGGCCUUUAAACCCUUUCUGGGCAUUGGAUUGAAAAAUUAUGCUGAGUACCAGGUUUGUUUGGCAGCUGUGGGCUUAGUUGGAGACUUAUGCCGUGCCCUGCAAUCUAACAUCUUACCUUUCUGUGAUGAGGUGAUGCAGCUCCUACUGGAGAACUUGGGGAAUGAAAAUGUCCACAGGUCUGUGAAGCCGCAGAUUCUGUCAGUGUUUGGUGACAUUGCCCUUGCUAUUGGUGGAGAGUUUAAAAAAUACCUAGAAGUUGUAUUGAAUACACUUCAGCAGGCCUCCCAGGCCCAGGUGGACAAGUCGGACUAUGACAUGGUGGAUUAUCUGAACGAGCUUCGGGAAGGCUGCUUGGAAGCCUAUACUGGAAUUGUCCAGGGAUUGAAGGGAGACCAGGAGAACGUACACCCGGAUGUGAUGCUGGUACAACCCAGAGUAGAAUUUAUUCUGUCUUUCAUUGACCACAUUGCUGGAGAUGAGGAUCAUACAGAUGGAGUAGUAGCUUGUGCUGCUGGACUGAUAGGGGACUUGUGUACAGCAUUUGGGAAGGAUGUACUGAAAUUAGUAGAAGCUAGGCCAAUGAUCCAUGAACUGUUAACUGAAGGACGGAGAUCGAAGACUAACAAAGCAAAAACCCUUGCUACAUGGGCAACAAAAGAACUGAGGAAACUGAAGAACCAAGCUUGAUCUGUUACCAUUGGGAUGAUAACCUGAGACCCCCACUGGAAAUCUCCAAUCUUUUGAAAAACCCGGAAGUGAGGAGUGUGCACGGAUGCUGAAUGUUUGGGAAUGAGAGGAUGAGUGAGUGAGGCUUGAAAACACACCACAUUGAAAAUCCUGCCACAGCAGCAGCUGCAGCGCCAACAGCACUGCUGUUAGUGAGCUAAGUAAGCACUGACUUCGUAGAAAACCAUAACGUCGGCCAUCUUGGAAAAGAGAAAAAUGGUGGAUUUACUUGCUUAAAAAAAGAAAGCUAUCUCUUCCCAGGAGAGGCUAGAACUAGCUUUUCUGUCUUUUGGCCGGUGCAGAGUGGAAUGUCUAGUUUGGUAGAGGAGGAGGGACUGGGUUCAGCUGUGGUGCUUUGUUGUAAAAGGCAGCCUGGCCUUUGCUACUGAUGAGAAAGUUGGAGCCUGGGUCUCAAGCCCACCUUUGGUGUACCUUUACCACACGGUACUGUAUGCGUGCCGGCUAGAAGGAGGGUGAGGGAUUCCUUACAGUCUGAGAAUGAAUGUGUGUGAGUGAGGCGGUAUCCACAUUCUCAACUUCAAGUCAUUGCAGUUUCUUUUUCCCAGAAAAAAAGGGGUUAGACAUUGCAUUUCAUAAAACUAACUGAAGUUCUGUCUACUGAUGCAGCACAAGAGUUGUAAGAAGAAAAAAAAAAGGAAAGACGCUCUUUAGGUUUUGUUUUUUGGGGUUUUUUUCUUUUUCUUUUUUUUUUUUUUUUCUUUUUUUUAAUUCUAGGGAAAACACUGACGAAUGGUCAGAGCUCCCAUCCUGAUCUUUUCAUCAAGGCGCCUUUCCUCAUAAUAUGGUUCAACUGUGAAUGUAGAAGUGGGGGGGAGGGGGGAGAAAAAGAAAACUCUGGAGUUAGAGGAUAUAGAAAAAAUAAAAAUACAAUUGUUACAAAUAAAGAAUGCAGACUUCAAAAACAAAGAAAGCCACAGCCCAAACAAACCAAAAUUUUAAAUGCUCAGAAUUGGCAGCACAAAAGAAAAGUUCUCUCCUGACAUGUAUCGUGGCAGUCUGAACGCCCCCAGAAAAUUGUGCCAAAGAGUUUAGGAAACAAACAUACAAUAAAAAGUAAACAGACACACAAACAACAAACUUCAGGUAACUAUUUUGGAUUGCAAACAAGGAUAAAUUUAAUGUUUAAACAAUCUGAUAAAAAUAACCAUUUGGAAACUGCUUGGCCUUCUGUUCUCUUUUAUUUGAUUGAUUACAAUGCGGUAAUGGUCUCUUGCUGCACCUCAAAACCAACUAAUCAAAUCAAAAAGAAAAGAAUAUGUAUGUGUGUAUAUAUAUACAUUUAUAUACACACAUAUAUAUAUGCUAGAACUCUUGUGAUGAAAAUGGCACUUGAAAAAGGUUAUAUUUUUCCACUGAAGUUGAAGAUUAAUAAAAUGGUGUCAAAACAUUCCCCCAGUCACACGCUUUAAUAUAUUUUUUUAAAGUGUGAUGUGCUGUGAUAACAAUAAAUCAGACUUAAUUAUUUUCCCUUUUACAAGGGAAUAGGGCACUCUGAAUUUUGGUUUUAGAAUCUUUCAGCAAUAAGGAGGGAUGUUGGUGAGCUUUGUUCCCCUUUUGGUUUUGCAGUUACUAGGAGUUUGCUGGCAUUUUGAAUAUGCUGCUUUCAAAAGCACCAAGGAAGAUUUUAAAUUGCUUCCUGGUAUUUGGAGGUUUAAAAAACAAGACCUUAAAUUCCCAUUUUCAUUUCCAUUCUAGCAAAAAAAAAUGGGCUUACAUUUUUCUCCUUGCCAACUCCCUGUUCAAGCCUUCCAUUCAUAAAUGGGAUUGGCUCAGUUUUGCCCAUCCAUAUGGCAGCAUCUCUAAUAGCUCUUGUACAGGGUAUCAGAUAUUGUGCCUUUUGGUGCCAGGUUCAAAGUCAAGUGCCGAUCUAUGAACCAGUGUACAAAAAAAAAAAAAAAAAAUCCAGGUGUUUGAAGGAAAGACGCUCCAUUGUGAAUAAAAAGCUCACACCAGCUCCUAAGCCCUGUGAAGAAACCCGGCCCUGUAAUGCCUUGUGUUUAAAUUUUGGUUGUUCAUUGAGGGAGAGGUUGAUACACGAACCAUUCCUGAUAGGGGUUGGACAGGGCUUACGGAGGGGGCAGGAAUAUUGGGGAGAAAAAAAAUCUGAUCAUUCCUCAGUGCUACCCAUUUCUGUCCUGUGUGGGCUGCUUAGCUAGACAGCAGGAGAAUAAAGUACACCGAGAACCAUAAUGCAAACAAAACCUUCCGUGUGUUUUGUCAUGUUUUGUUCCAGGGAAGCAGUUGACAAGUGCUGUUAUUAAUGCUUUCUCCCAGAUCCAUUCAGUGAUGGAGAGGAGGAGAAUGGGCUGGUUGGAUUGUGGUCUUGGUGCCUCACAAUUACUCUGCACUGGUUAUGCAUUUAUUAUCCUCCUCUUUUUCUAGUUACCUUUGACUAGUGGGUCUUUCCACUGGGUAUUUGUCCUUAAUCAUUUGUACCACCUAAGGAAACCAGAUGCAAAAUGCAUUCUGUCCACUCACUGGGCCUUCCUUUCCCUAGUCUUGGCACAUUCCUUCAAGAAUGUAGUUACCAUCUGGGAAGAUGUCAGUGCAAAUGUGAAGAAAAUCGGCAUCGGACUAGGCUUUGGUUUGCCACAAGUGGCAGCUGCCUUUAUCAGUUACACUUAAUUUUGCUUUUCAUUUUCCCAGUUCCCCUCAGUUCCCCUCUGAAAUGGUGAGAUUUUGGCUGUCAGAGGCAACUAUAACAUUGCCUUAGGGACUUGUGAAGGAGGGGAAUUGCUCAGUGUAGUGUUUUCAUUUUCAGAACCAAGUAAUCUAGUCACUCAUAUUUAAGAAAUGUGUUAGUCUGACUUUAAGAGAAAUCCAGACUCCAUCAGCUUUUGAUAGCAUCUUGGUUUCUGAAACAACUUCAGUUUGUAAUUGGCAUUCAGAAUGCCCUUGGCAUGCCAGUCUGUGAUGGCAGUGAAAGACCUGUUCAAACACUUGAGCCCGACUUUAUUAACCAAAACUGAUACCACCACCUUUAUCUUCUAAAUAAAGUCCGCUUUAUUUUUAUUUUCAA
Messenger RNA from Camelus dromedarius (Arabian camel), 6073 nucleotides. RefSeq names its product karyopherin subunit beta 1 (gene KPNB1). Lineage: Eukaryota; Metazoa; Chordata; Mammalia; Artiodactyla; Camelidae. Gene Ontology annotation, biological process: protein import into nucleus. The record is from RefSeq and is a predicted model, not a curated record. The transcript has 22 exons. Gene Ontology annotation, cellular component: nucleus; cytoplasm. The coding region runs from base 364 to 2994 and encodes 876 amino acids. Gene Ontology annotation, molecular function: nuclear import signal receptor activity; small GTPase binding.